Molecule: messenger RNA, 8324 nt
Organism: Nyctereutes procyonoides (raccoon dog)
Lineage: Eukaryota; Metazoa; Chordata; Mammalia; Carnivora; Canidae
Gene: STRN
Product: striatin
Exons: 19
Coding region: 142-2568 (808 amino acids)
Cellular component (GO): dendrite
Molecular function (GO): protein-containing complex binding; protein phosphatase 2A binding; armadillo repeat domain binding
Source: RefSeq, a predicted model, not a curated record
CGGCCCCCGCGCCCAGGCGGCUGCUCCCUGCUGACUGGGGUGUGGGCGGGGAGCGGCGGAGGCAGGAGGAGGCGCUGCUGGCCGCCGCCGUUGCCUCCGCUGCUGGGCGCCUGGGCAGCUCCCGGGGCUCCUGCGGCCGCCAUGGACGAGCAGGCGGGUCCCGGCGUCUUCUUCAGCAACAACCACCCGGGCGCCGGCGGUGCCAAGAGUCUCGGGCCUCUGGCGGAGGCUGCCGCGGCUGGCGACGGGGCGGCUGCGGCGGGGGCGGCGCGAGCCCAGUACAGCCUCCCCGGGAUCCUGCACUUCCUGCAGCACGAGUGGGCCCGCUUCGAGGUGGAGAGAGCCCAGUGGGAGGUGGAGCGGGCGGAGCUGCAGGCCCAGAUUGCUUUCCUUCAGGGGGAAAGGAAGGGUCAAGAAAAUUUGAAGAAGGAUCUUGUGAGGAGGAUCAAAAUGCUGGAGUAUGCUCUUAAACAGGAAAGAGCCAAAUACCACAAGUUGAAAUAUGGGACAGAAUUGAAUCAGGGAGAUAUGAAGCCUCCAAGCUAUGAUUCUGAUGAAGGUAAUGAAACAGAGGUACAGCCACAACAAAAUAGCCAGUUAAUGUGGAAACAGGGCCGACAACUACUCAGACAGUAUCUACAGGAGGUGGGUUACACAGAUACUAUUCUAGAUGUGAAAUCUAAACGAGUGCGAGCUUUGUUGGGCUUUUCAAGUGAUGUCACUGACAGGGAAGAUGACAAAAAUCAGGAUUCAGUUAUAAAUGGCACAGAGGCUGAAGUUAAAGAGACAGCAAUGAUUGGAAAAUCCGAGUUAACAGAUUCUGCCUCUGUGCUGGAUAAUUUCAAAUUCCUUGAAAGUGCAGCUGCAGAUUUCAGUGAUGAAGAUGAAGAUGAUGACAUUGAUGGAAGAGAGAAAAGUAUCAUUGAUACUUCAACGAUCGUUAGGAAAAAAGCAUUGCCUGAUAGCAGUGAAGAUCGAGAUACAAAAGAAGCUCUAAAGGAAUUUGACUUCUUGGUUACAUCCGAGGAAGGAGACAGUGAGUCUAGAAGUGCAGGCGAUGGAACAGAAUGGGAAAAGGAAGACCAGUGUCUCGUGCCUGAAGCCUGGAAUGUGGACCAGGGAGUAAUUACCAAACUCAAGGAACAAUACAAAAAGGAGAGAAAGGGGAAAAAGGGGGUGAAGAGAAAAACUACCGAAGAUCUGUUUCAGCCUCUAUCCUAUAUAAAACAGUCAAAACAGGGAUGUGGGAGAAUGAAGAAUCAAAGCUCAGGGCCCAAUAGGUCAAAACUACAAGAUAUGCUUGCUAAUUUGAGAGAUGUUGAUGAACUUCCCUCAUUGCAGCCAUCUGUGGGUUCACCGUCCAGACCCACGAGCUCCAGGCUUCCUGAACAUGAGAUAAAUAGGGCAGAUGAAGUGGAAGCAUUGACUUUUCCUCCUUCUUCUGGGAAGUCCUUCAUCAUGGGAGCAGAUGAAGCCCUUGAAAGUGAACUGGGCCUUGGAGAAUUGGCAGGCCUUACAGUGGCCAAUGAAGCAGACUCACUAACUUAUGAUAUAGCAAAUAAUAAAGAUGCAUUGAGGAAGACGUGGAACCCUAAGUUUACAUUACGAAGUCACUUUGAUGGCAUUCGAGCCCUUGCUUUCCACCCCAUUGAGCCUGUUUUGAUAACAGCAUCAGAGGAUCACACAUUAAAAAUGUGGAAUUUGCAGAAAACAGCUCCAGCCAAAAAGAGUACUUCUCUUGAUGUGGAACCUAUUUAUACAUUCAGGGCUCAUAAAGGUCCAGUGCUUUGUGUGGUAAUGAGCAGCAAUGGUGAGCAGUGUUACAGUGGUGGUACUGAUGGACUGAUCCAGGGCUGGAAUACCACCAACCCCAACAUUGAUCCCUAUGACUCUUAUGAUCCUUCUGUUUUAAGAGGCCCUCUGCUGGGUCACACUGAUGCAGUCUGGGGCUUGGCUUACAGUGCAGCACAUCAGCGUUUGUUGUCCUGUUCAGCAGAUGGCACUCUCCGUUUAUGGAAUACAACUGAGGUUGCUCCAGCCCUAAGUGUAUUUAAUGAUAAUCAAGAAUUGGGAAUCCCUGCCUCUGUGGAUCUGGUGAGCAGUGACCCAAGCCAUAUGGUAGCAUCAUUCAGCAAAGGAUAUACAAGCAUCUUUAACAUGGAAACACAACAGCGCAUUCUCACUUUAGAAUCCAACCCAGAUUCAGCCAGUUCUUCCUGCCAAAUAAAUAGAGUCAUCAGCCAUCCCACUCUUCCCAUCAGCAUCACUGCUCAUGAAGACAGGCACAUCAAAUUCUAUGAUAACAAUACAGGCAAACUCAUCCACUCCAUGGUAGCCCAUCUAGAAGCUGUUACAAGUCUAGCAGUUGACCCUAAUGGCUUGUACUUGAUGUCUGGCAGUCAUGACUGUUCAAUACGUUUAUGGAACCUAGAAAGUAAGACAUGUAUCCAAGAGUUCACAGCUCAUCGGAAAAAGUUUGAAGAAUCAAUUCAUGAUGUAGCUUUCCAUCCAUCCAAAUGCUAUAUAGCCAGUGCUGGGGCUGAUGCACUGGCUAAAGUCUUUGUAUGACACAAUGCAUCAUCUUCACCUUCUAGCUCUUUAUAAAUAAUCAACUGCACAAAAGAGAUACAGAAGACCAGGGCAAGAAUCAACCUUUCCUGCCCUUUUGUUCUGCUGAAGGAGCACAGAGAACAUUUGUUAAAGUAUAGUUUUGCAAUUCGUAUACUGUUUUCUAAAACUAAGGUUUGUUCAGGUUGCUGCAAGCUCAGCUGAAUCUGUGAGCCUGAAAACUGUUUCAAAUUUUCCCCCAAAUAGGAGCUUUUAUUUCUGAGGUUGUUCUAAUUCGCUAGGCAGGCCUGAGCGAACAUAAGUUUAGCUUGUCCCUAUUGAGUAAAUAGGGCAUGCUAUAAGGGAUAAUUAAAAAGCUUGAUGACUGGGAAUGAGUAGAGGAAGAACAGAAAUUUAGACCUAGCUCUCCCCUGAGAAUCUUGUUAAACACAUUAGGUAGUCAAAACAGUAAUCUUUACCAUAUCUGCUGUACUAACCCCUAUGUGCGUAAUGACCAGGCAGUGUUAAAAUGAGUUUUUAAUUUAGCUCUCCUUUCAUCUGUGCACAUAAAGCACCUGGCAAAGCAUUUUACCUAUUAGGGGAAAAAAAAAGAAAUGCAAUAAUAUGUUAAAUAUAUUAUUAUUCAGAAAUACUAAACAAAUAUUUAGUUUGUAAGCAGAUUUCUAUAUUGUAUUACAUUUUUGAAAAUAGAUUUGGUACCAUUGUAAAGUUUAGCUGUCAAAAACAGUCACCGUUAUGAAUAGUUGAUAGAGUCUGCUUUUACUAAUGGGUUUAACUUAUUCAAGUUUGAGAUUCUGUUUAUUUUUAAGGGCAGGCAGGGCAUAUCUUUAUAAUACUCUCUGUUAAUUUUAAAAUUCACUUUAUUCAUGUGAUAUUUAUAGUACCAGAAUGGUUAUCUCCUAUCGAUGAAAUCAGACCUUUCAGUGGUUGAAAAGUUGGAAGUUAUCUGUGAGUACUCACAUUGGUCAAAACCCACAAACCAUGCUUCAGAUGACCUCUUGCUCUUUGUCUCUCAUGUUCAAAUUAUCUGACAUCUACCAAAAACAGUUUAAAAUUAUUAUGUUUUAACAACCCAAAGGGUUUGGUUAAUGUCAGGCAGCUGUCUUUGCUGGACUAAAUAAAGCAACUCUUUUGUACCCCAGAAGUCCUCCAUUAAUAUAUUCAAUAAGUGGAAUCUGGAAAUCUGGAUGGAAGAGUUUGGUGCAUAACUUUGGCUAAAGAGUUCUCGUUCUCUUUCCCUUCCCCUACUUCUCUUCCAUUCCUUAAUUGGAAAACCCAGAGUAUUUUAAUAGGCAAUAUAUCAAUAUCAUUUCUGGAGAAUAUUGUCAUAAAGGACCAGGCUUCCCUGAGCUCACCUAUCCUGUGACCUACAUGUCUUGGGAUUCCCAUAACCCCACUCUUUGGACUGAAUAUAUAGACAUCAUCCCUACAGCUGUCUCACUUGUCUUCACACUCUCUUGUUUACCCCAAAUGUCAGAGACCAAUGUAGAAAUGAGAAAUAAAUUACUAAUGCCCAAAUUUUCAGCAAAAUGUAUGUAUAAUAGUUCCUCACCUUUAAAUCCAUAUCCAUAAAGAAUUUAAUCUUUUAAUAUAAUUCCUACAUUCCUCUCCCUACAUAUUCCAUUGUCAUAUCAAUGACACUUCUGAUAACAUGUGUAUCUACUUCUUGAAGAUGUAUUCUGGUGGUGAUAUGGAUAGUAAUUGACAGUUUUUCUUUAAAAUUUCUGCUUUUCUGCCUCUAGAGUUUUGCAGUAUACAGGCAAAUUUUCUUUAAAGAUGUGUGCUGGAUUUGCCUGAUCGAUAUACAGAUAUGCUUUAAUAUUUUGACACAGCAACCUUGUCAUUUCAUCUGUGCUUUGGUUAACAAUGGGCUCAAGGGACUCCUUUGUAUAAUCAAAUGAAUUGACCUGGACUUGGGCUACCAGGUGAAUGUUUAUAUUAUUCCCAUGCAGAUACAAAAUUCCACAUUUUAUUUGGUGCAUUCCUCUUUUGGUUCUGAGUGAAAAAAUGGUGUUGCUAACCUAACAUUUAUAGAAGGAUACUGGAAAAUUCAGUCAGGUGCCCUUACUUGGCAUAUUUAUGAUGGUUUAAGCUAUUGUUCUACCAGUUACUGCUUUAAUUACCUCCCAAGGUCUUCAGUGCCUGCUUUACUUAAUGUCACUGAAAUUCGCAAAACCAAGACAUUCUCUUUCCCUUCAUUUUAUACCUCAUGGUUGAAAUUUUUCUGUUAGUGAGUGGAAAAUGACCAUGAGAUACGUAGACCAUAGUGCAAAUGAUGGAACUGUUGAAAGUUCUUUAGCAAGCCAAUGCCAUGCCAUUGGAGACUAUACACAGAAACAGAUUCUUCUCCACUAGCACUGUAUAAUCCCAGCCUAGAAAUGAGCCAAAGCUGUCUUCCAACCAGCCAGAAGCAUAAACAUGGGUCUGAUUUUCCUCCCAGCCUAUUGAAAAUUUAACAGAAAUCCGCAAAACGAACAAAUUCAAGAUUCAAACAGUCAUUGAAAUGCUUUCAUAGCAUUUGGUUUGUAAAUAUUUUGGAUGAAACGUAUUGGGAUAGUCUGAAAAUCCGCAGGAGAUGUGGGUCCCUGCCUUAUUUUCAUAUGCUAUGGAUACAUCUCUGGGAGCUUGCAGCACCCUUCUCAAAACCCAACUGUCAUAUGGAGCUCAUUUGCUACUCGAACCCUAGACAUAUAUUUAACAUAAGUGAUAUAAUGACCUUCAGUAUUUUUCUAUUGAACAAGUUUAGCAAUUUUUGCCAUUAAACAGAUUAGUUAUGCAAAGUAUUUAGCUUUUAUAAUCAUUUUAGUUAGGACUAAAAGGGGGAAAUUAUGCUGCAUCACUGAUAAUGAACUUUGUGAAAAAUUUUUUGUUUAUCUGACUCUCAUUCCUUCAGUAUUCUUGCUAUAAAUUUGUUUUGGAGAUAAUGAUAAAGAUUUAUUUGAAAAUGUCUAAAAUGUAUGUAUAUUUUAUAAAUAUAUAUUAUAUAUAUUGUAGGAAUAUAUAUAAUAUAUAUAGACUUCAUAUAUGUGUGUGUGUAUGUGUGUGUGUACGCACACAUACACACACACACACACAUAUAUAUAAACCAUAGGUGCAUUUUACUGUUUUGUAUUUUCGUUUUUAGAGAUAGUGUACACCGCAGGUAAUGAUGAGUAUGAUGAGUGUUGUGCUGUUUGCUUUUGCAGUAUAAUAUAUAGUUCUAAAUGUUUAAAUUACUGUAUAUACUAUAUUCAUUAUAGGCUAGCAUGCUUGUUUUAAAGACUGUCAUUCUAGUUUAUUAAAAUCUGAAUGUAAGAAAACCUGGCUAUUCAAAUGUGAAUUGAAAAAUAUUCCAUUCUCAGUACUGAACUAUUUCCAUUGAACAUUCAGGAUUUUUAACAAAACAGAUAUCAUCAAGAAGGCAAUAGCUAGAGAAUGAGAGGUGCCUUUAAAAUAAAAUACAAAUGCAGCCUUACAGUGAGGAUGAGGAUUGAGUUGGGGGGGCGGGGGGCUAUGAGAGAGAAAGUGUGUGUGUGUGUGUGUGUGUGUGUGUGUGUGUAUGUGUGGGUGUGUGUUUGCCAAUCUGUGACGGUCCUGAUUUGUGACCAUCAGUGUCUUCAGUGUAUCUGCUCAACUUCUAGGAUUUCAGGGGACAUUUCAUGCGUUGUCUUUGUGCUCUUCUGAGCACCACAUGUACUUUCCAAGGAUUUUGAAUGUGAAUUCCUAGAAAUUUCAGUAGAGAGGAAAAUAACUAUUCUUUCACUAUAGUCAAGUUCAGGUAAAAGGAGAAACUCGGUUCACCAAAAUUAUGGGAUCUCAUCAAAUGUUGGCUAAGUAAAUUAAUUUUUUUAAAAAUGUACUUUCUAAAGGCCCUCUUUUUUAGUACUUCAUAUAUUUCCCUUCAAAGCAUGCCAUGAAAUUCUUAUGUGAUGAAGAUUCAGCUAGUAAAAAUUAUUUUUAGAUACCUGAACUAGUUAAAAGUUAAAAUACCACCUAAGAGUAGUGUUUAAAUGACAUCUUUCAUAUCUACCUCUUUGUCAUUGCUGCCAUUUUAACUAAAGCAAAUCUUUAUGACAUCUGAAAUGAUGAUUGGAUGCAAUUUAAAAAUCUAUGUUGGUGCUUUUCUCAGGCUUUGUCAUUUAAGUUAUAUUGAACUAAGAUGUCACAAAUCAGAUUGAAAGACUUAAUAGAGUUUUGGUUUUCUUUUGAAAGAACUGCUUAAAAUUUAUCAUUAAGGUUGAUAGUGAGUGGAUAUAGUUAAUCUGUGGUUGGUAUAUGUGAUAUUUUCAACCAAGAGCCAAACUGUUAUUGAAGUUACAAAGAAAAAGAGCUCUAAGUACAGUUUUCUUCAGCUUGCUUUAUUCUUUGAAAGCUAUUUCAAGGCUAUUAAGUACAUAAUCAUUAAUUUUAUUUACUCAGAAGUUGCCUUUGUUACCAUGUUAUUUGUCUAGUUAUUUAUAUAAUUGUAGUACUUUAUGUGUUUGACACUGGGAUUAAGGUUGUACAAAAGUAGUAGCUGACAGAAAUUAUAUGUAUAUUUUUGUGAAAUGUAUCAAUUCCAGAAGUUCCUUUAAGGGGAAGGUCCAGGAAACAUGUUCCUCUUUAAAAACAAAGGACAGGCCUCCAUAAAUGAUUUGAAUCAUUUUUACUUUCAGCACUGAAAGUUUAAUUGGCCAUAUCCAUCAUCCAGCUGGACCUCCAUGUCAGUGUCAGGGACAUCAGAUUGACAAAGUAUUUAACAGAUUGCAUCAGUUUUGUUUUUUGCUUUUGUUCCAUUUUUGUUUCUGUUCUUAAUCUUAAGAAAAAAAAACCAAAUUUAGGCCAAAUAGAGAUCCCUAGAUUCCACUUACUUAUUAUAGGAGUAUUCCUGAAGUGGUGCUUAGGGGUCAGAAUUUUCUGGAUCUUUGCUAAUCCAGCUUUAGAUUUGAUUUAACUGGGACCACAUGCUUGUCAUCCUUUUGAUGCAAAUUAGAAAGUUCAUUUUAAUUUAGAUUAACUUUAAUGUCUGCCUGGAUUUUUAACAGGCUGUGAACCAGUGAGUGCCUUGUUAAUGUAGAAUGAUUUUUCCCUGGUUGGUAGCUCCUUUCUGAAAAUGUCUCAGAGAAUGGUAUUUUAGUUGACUUGUACAGAUCUGCUAAAUUCGGUAUUAUCAGCAGUCAGAAAGCCUUCGGUCUACCACAUGCCCCCCUUCCUACUUUCUUCUCAUUGUUUGGCUGAAGUUUGCCUCUUGUGAGAAACAAAUAACAACCCCCCUCUCCACACACUUUUUUUCAAUCCAAAUUAAGAAGUGUCCCUACACCCAUUCCAACUAUAUGAUCUAAUAUCUGUUUUUAGGAGGAACCACUUCUUUGUAAUCCUGAAAUCUACUGGUUACUUUAUGUCUUUUCAACUUCAGUUUACUAGAGCUGACUUCAGGGCAUCAUCAGUUCAGAUUCCUCAGUAACUUCUUUUCUCCAUACCCUCAAUUCCCCACCCCCCUAACUGGUGAGCCCUGGACCAGACUGUUUGAUCUUCAGGUAUUUUUAAAUUUAGUUAUAAUACCAAUUAAUGUAAAUUAAUCCAAAUGCUAAUUUUUGUGGUGCAAGAAGUUUCUUUUGUAAAUUCAGGGUAUGGAUAAGCUAAUUAUUUUUUUUUGGUGGCUCUAAGUGUAUUAUUUGUUUUUAAAUAAAGUGUACAAAUAUAGAUAAUGUGCUAUAGGUGUCUCAUGAAUUGAAAUAUUUUGGAACCUAGUGGAUUUGCAGUUAAAAUAUUUUAAUACAUCUUGAUUUUGUUUGUUU